Messenger RNA from Scylla paramamosain (green mud crab), 5439 nucleotides. RefSeq lists its product as uncharacterized. The record is from RefSeq and is a predicted model, not a curated record. Bases 702 to 3458 code for a protein of 918 amino acids. The transcript has 12 exons. Lineage: Eukaryota; Metazoa; Arthropoda; Malacostraca; Decapoda; Portunidae.
AGCUGCCGAGAGGCUGGUGCAGGAAGGAAUACGCUCGCGUUCUAGUCACAGCCUGAAGCACAUUGUUCUUCCUCAGACAGACUCCUCCCCCUUCAGCCUCCCCCUGAGGCAGAGACGGCCAUUAGGUGGAGGAGGAGGGGAUGUGUGUGCAUGUGUGUGUUUGCGUGCGUUGCCUUAUAGGAAGGUGAAACCGAAAAGAAAAGAAAACCGUUUAUUUGGCGAGGAUCGGAGCCAACCUCGUGCCGGAACACAUCAGCAUCCAAGGUAUUGAGUGACGUAAUGAGAUGACCAUAAAGAUAUGAAUGAGAUAAACUGAGGCACUAACAAGCCACGCGUAUGACCAGAGAAGAAGAAGAAGAAGAAGAAGAAGAAGAAGAAGAAGAAGAAGAAGGAAACUAAAUAAUAAAUGCACCAAAUGAAGAAAAUAGUUCAGCUGAUGAUAAUGUGACAGCAGGAAGGAAAAAAAAAAAAAACAGAGGACACAUUAAUAAAGAAAUAAAGAAAAAGAAAGAGAAAAGAAAAGAAAAAAAAAACAGUGAGAGAGGAGGAGAGUGACAGACGGAGCUGUAAGAAAGAAAAGAAGGAUAAUACGCAGAAAAAACGACUCAGGAAGGAGGAAGAGGAAGAGAAGGAAGGGAGGAAGGCAACCACACUGUUCCUUCCUGUCUCGUCACACCAAACUGGCAGCUCGAGAUGACCUUAUGACCAGAGAUUCCGGCCUGGAGGCGGGCUGGGCGGCGGCAGGUUGUGGGCGGGGCAGACUACACUGGGCGUGGCGGCGCGGCGUGGGCGUGUGCCUGGUGAUGGUGGCCGCCUCAUUCUGUUUCUUCCUCGUCUCGUCACCCCACCGCGCAAGGCUUUCGCUUCUCAUUCACAGUCUGCCGGAGUACAACGACUUCCUGAUGCCUUCCAACACCUCAGUGCCGCUAUCACCCUCGUCACCCCACGCCUCGCCCGGGGCCUUCCACCAGUCCACCGGCGUCACCAAGGGAUUCCUGGUGCAUUCCCCGAGCUGCUCCAUCCCUGACCUGGACCCCUUGCACUAUACCAUCAAGCGCUUCGUCUCCAAACCCAAGCCGAUAAUAUGCGGCAAGCCUCCUGCCUUCACAUCAGCUCGCGGGUCCACACUUUAUCUCCACCUGGACAUUCUGCGCCUGCACUUCCCUGCCCUGGAGAAGACCUACAAAAGCAUACUAGUCACUGAGAAGCUGAAGACCGCAACCACCGACAAACACAAGACCACGACCACCGCUAGACCAAAAACCAACACCACGCCUGCGGGUACGACCACCACAAAGGCCGGUACGACAGCCACACCUGCGGGUACGAAAGUCACGAUGGCCGCGGAUACUAAAACUUCAACUACAACAAUCGCGAAACCUGAAACUACCUCUCCCACCACAACAACUACAACUAGCAUCACCAGCACCGCCACUACUUCGCCUGCGACCACUCCAUCUAAAAGCCAGGAUCCAUCGCCACCACCACCACCGCCACCAUCCGCGCACCCCAAGAAGCCCAAGAGAAGUGUAGAGAUCAAGAUCACCCCAGAGAACGUGAAGUGCUGCUACAAGGGGAUCUACAGGGUGCAGCAGAAGAGGAAGGACGCUGGCGGCAAUGCUGAUAAUCGCUGGAGGUACAACAACACAUGCAAGGCGCUCAGUGACGCCGAGACGGAAGUAGCGGAGGAGGCUGCGCUGGUGGAGUGUCGCAUUGGCACUGUCGUCGUGUACAAAAACGUCCAUUACUUCUUCCACAAGAAAAAGUUUCUGUCCGCAUCGCGAGUCAUCCUCUCUAUGAAUUUAAACGUCCAGGCCCCCUCCCCUUCCUCAGAGCCACCAGCAACCCAGGGUGCCAGUGCCAGCCCGUCACCGCAAGGGCACACCCAAAUCAACAAGACCACAGAGUCGCAGGCUGCCACGAAAAUGGUCCAGUCUGCCGGCAACUCCUCCACUCCCAAGCCAACCUCCAGUGAGGCCCCAGCCAGCACCAAGCCCCCCGUCAGGCUGCAUCGAGUAAGGGAUUCCGAGAAGCUGAAUGUCAUCAUCAUGGGGACAGACUCCGCAUCCCGCCUGAACAUGCUGCGUCACCUGUCCAAGACCUACGAGUACCUGACCAAGGAGCUCGGGGCGGUGGACCUUAAGGGCUACAAUAAGGUGGGCGACAACACCUUCCCCAACCUCAUGCCCAUCCUAGGUGGCAUGACUUCGAAAGAGGUUGACCAGGCCGCCUGUGUGACCAAGAGCAAGCACUACGACGACUGUCACUGGGUGUGGAAGGAUUUUAAGAAGAGUCGCUACGUCACUGCCUACAUGGAGGACUCCCCCUGGAUGGGCACCUUCCACUACCUUCGGCGCGGCUUCAUCGAAAAGCCCACCGACUUCUAUGGCCGCCCCUUCAUGAUGGCGUCGGAGAAGGAGAUUGGUGGUCCUGGGAACAGCAGAGGUCAUUACUGCCAGGGCAACGUGUUGAGCAUCAAGGUGGUACAGGAUUACGCUCUUGAGUUCGCGCGUACCUUCCACGGCACGCCUUACUUCGGUUUCUUUUGGUCUGCGAGCCUGACACACGACCACCUUAAUCUGCUGCACCUCGCCGACGACCAUUACUUCCAAUACCUGCAGCAAAUGGACAAGAUUGGCGCCCUCAACAACACGGCGCUUUUCUUUGUCAGUGAUCAUGGCAUGCGCUGGGGCGGCAUCCGGUCCACCUACAUUGGUAUGCUGGAGGAGCGUCUUCCCUACGUGGUCCUGUACCUCCCACCAUGGUUCAGGAAGAAGUACCACCAAGCAUACGAACACCUCGUCAGCAACACACAUCGCCUCACCUCAAAUUUUGACGUCUAUGAAACCUUACUGGAUCUUGCCUAUGGCCGCUUCGCCGACCCCGCCUACGUGACCUCCACGCCCUCUAGGACCAAGCGGGGCACCAGCCUCUUCAGGAACAUACUUUGGAACAGAUCGUGCGCGGAGGCCAACAUCCCUACGCACUUUUGCUCCUGCCAAGACACGCAUGAACUGACGGAGGAGGACCCGUACCUGGUGCCCGCCGCCGACCGCUUCCUGGAUAUGAUCAACGACCAGCUGCUGCCGUACUCUCAGUGUGAGCAGUUUACGAAGAUCAAGGUGAUGUCGGCGCGCGUGUCGAUCCCCAACAAGGAGCUGAAGCCCAAGGAGGAGAAGAGCGAGGUGAGGACCUACCUGCUGCAGGCUGCCCUCCUCCCCGGCAACGUGGUGGUGGAAGUGUCCAUGCGCCACACCAACCACGACGACUCCUUCCAGAUGCUGGGAAACGCGUCGCGCAUCAAUAAGUACGGCAGUACCAGCGCCUGCAUCCAAGACGACACGCUAAGGAAAUACUGCUACUGCAAGGACCAGGAGCGCGCCAAGCAACUGUACAACCAGCACUACAAGGAGCAGUUAGGGACGGAGGUGGGCAACAACACGAGGGCGCGGGCGUGAGGACUCCAGCAGCGAUUUACUGCCAUGAUUCGUCACAAAUUGAACACACACACACACACACACACACACACACACACACACACACACACACACACACACACACACACACACACGAGCUCGUGUGCAUGAGCGCAAUGUUAGAAAAGUUUUGCUGAGGAAAAUAUUGAUUGUGACUGACCAAAGAAUAGAUUUUACGUAUUGUAUAUUUAAGUUAAAAAUAACUUGGUGUGUUAAGAAACAAGACGCGGACAGCCUUUGUGUAAGUCUGGUCUCGUCGAGUCGCUGUGAAGGAGCAAACGUGAGCGUCAUGACAGCAGCGACCACACCGCCAGGCGGGAUGAGACACCACACGCGCUGUGCCGCGGCAGGUCAAGGGGUGCAGACCUCGCCGCGUGGCCUCAACUCCGCUAAAGUACUAGUUUACAGGCGGCGAAGGACUUGCGCUCUGCAGGUUUCUGUACAUUUAUUAAUAAGCAAAAAUUAAAAGGAAGUGUAGAUGCAAUGUGUGUGUGUGUGUGUGUGUGUGUGUGUGUGUGUGUGUGUGUGUGUGUGACGUUGUUAUGAAGCUGACUGUUGUCUUGAUGGUGACGUCGCCUUCGUCGAUCAGUAUUUUAAAAAUGUGUGAAUGGCAUUACGACGUAAGUGUGGUUUGUUUGUGUAAGCUUUCAUUUUUUAUUUAUUUUUUCCUUUAUUCAUGAUUGUUUUAUGAAAGUUUGUGGUGGGUAUUCCUUGCGAAAGGUGAGCUUGCGCUUAUCUUCAAAGCUAUGAUUUAUAUCGUGAUACCACGUGACCUUGCUGUGAAGUAACCUAAGGAGCCUCGACAGUAUGACACAGGGAGGGAGGGUGGCGGCGCGGCACCAGUGUGCGCCUUGAACUGCUAGAUUGUCUUAUUUUAUAUAUAUAUAUAUAUAUAUAUAUAUAUAUAUAUAUAUAUAUAUAUAUAUAUAUAUAUAUAUAUAUAUAUAUAUAUAUAUAUAUAUAUAUAUAUAUAUAUAUAUAUAUAUAUAUAUAUAUAUAUAUAUAUAUAUAUAAUCUUUUUUACACAUUUGCAGCAGGCGCAAGGAAAACAUGGUAAGUGAAGGAACAAAUGUACAGGAAAGGAGAAAACAUUAUUGUAAUCAAAACCUACAUUUUCUCACAUCCAAGCCGCGGGUCAGCUGUGAUCCUGCUUCGGUAAACAUUCUCCGCGUCUUUAGUAUCCUGCUGGGCGCCCUCUGCGACGCCACUCACUCCUGCCUGAUUGUCUCCUGCUCUCUUAGGCAGGACUCAUUCGAGGCGCAGCUACAAGGUCACAGUAACAACAGUAACCUUUACUUGAGGUGAAUAGUAACAAAAGUACACACGUGGUAGCAGAGGAGAGGAGCAGUGAUCUCGUGAAGCGCUUCGAAGCAGUGGUCGAGGCGGGAGGGUUCCCUUACAUACAAUUAUUAGUUACAAGAAUUGAAAGUGUGUGGUAAUUAUUAUGUUGCCUGUGAUUCCUUGUUUCCUCGCGCAUGUACCGACGAGGUGAAAACUGUACCUUAAUUUCAACAGUUCCAGAAAUGCCUUAUGUGACUGCAGGUAAUUCGCGACGACACGAGUCUCGGUUUGUGCACAGCCUCCCGUUUUCUAUGAACCUGAAGACAGGUGCAUUGUGAGAAGGAGCAGGAUGAGUCAGUGAGGCUGAAGGAGUGUGAGCAUGAUACUACGGUGUACGUAGCUGCAAUUUCUUGCGUGUGUGAGCCUGUGUUGAUGAGCCUAGGAUGAUUUGAAUAUGGCGUGAUGGAGCGCUCGGGGGAAGGGAAGAUGUGUACAGCAGGAUGGAGAGAGGACGAGGAGGUUGUGGUUUAUAGGAGUGUUAACAGUGCGGGAGUUGAACACUGGUUGUGUCAUGACGGGAUGAUACGAGCGCUUGGAGUGGACAAGAGGCUAGUGUGUUAUUUAUUUAUGUGAAAGAAAUAUUUUGUACGCGUUGCGGCAAUAAAAAGUGAACGCAAAGUGA